This is a messenger RNA of Schizosaccharomyces octosporus yFS286, 1313 nucleotides long. RefSeq names its product copper transporter complex subunit Ctr4. The coding region runs from base 350 to 1096 and encodes 248 amino acids. Gene Ontology annotation, molecular function: copper ion transmembrane transporter activity. The transcript has a single exon. Lineage: Eukaryota; Fungi; Ascomycota; Schizosaccharomycetes; Schizosaccharomycetales; Schizosaccharomycetaceae. Gene Ontology annotation, cellular component: membrane. Gene Ontology annotation, biological process: copper ion transmembrane transport. The record is from RefSeq and is a predicted model, not a curated record.
GUUUACCAUCGACGAAAUCCAUCCUUUCAUUAAAAUCAUUCUCAGCGACGUUGUUUACAGACAAGAAGAGAAGAGAAGUAUAGAAAACGUAAACGUGUUUUUGCUUGUGUUCAUCAUCUAAGCUGUAGUCAGGAUUUAUUAUAAGAACAACUUUUCAAUAGCUUGAGACCUUACGCUGAAAGGUUGAUAAUUUUUAAUUAUCUCUCAAGUUUUAUUUUCAAAAACAGGAAUAGAGUAUAUAUUUCGUACUCGUUUUCUUCCAUAUUUAACGAUAUCCUUGUUCUCUAUUAUUAUUUAUUCGAAAAAUUUCUCUUUUAUUCUUUAAAAUCACUCUUAUUGUUUAUUCCAUAUGUCGUUUUUUCAACAGGCCAAAGAAAAUCUGGGAAAUACAUUGAUCCAAUUGGGCGGAAAUUUAAAACAACAGUCGAAUUCUUUAUUAGACGCCGAUAAUGAAAAGUCUGCUAUUACAUUAUUGCAAAGAGGAACCUCGAAAAUGAGCAACAUGACGAUGGGUGGAAUGUCGAAUAUGACAAACUCCUCUCCUCACACUUCUUCUACCGCCGCGUGCAAAACUUCAAUGUAUUGGAAUUGGUACACUAUUGAUGCUUGCUUUAUUACCAAACAUUGGCAUAUACGCAGCAAGAGUAUGUUUGUAGGAAGUAUCUUCGGUAUCAUCUUUAUGAUGAUGGCCAUGGAACUCGUUCGUCGCUUGCAGCGGGAAUUCGACCGUUGGUGUAUUCGUCAAUCUCAAUACCGAUCCAGCCUUGCGUGCCACCAUUCUCCCGAAAGCUCCUUUGUUCAUUCUUCUUCCAAUGGUUUCAGCUGGUUCACCCGUGUUUGUUUCCACUUUAUACGUUCCUGUCUUUACAUUAUCCAGUUCAUUGUGACUUAUAUUGCCAUGCUUCUGGCCAUGUAUUACAAUGGCUAUGUGAUUUUAUUCCUUUUUUGUGGUACCUUUUUGGGCUUCUUUUUGUUUGCCGCGGACACCGUCAAUUACAGCAAGCCAAUCUCAAGUCCAUCAAUAGACAAGAUAGUCCAUGUAUCUGAUGAAAAAGAUCUCAGCUUUAAAACUAACAGCCAACCUUCUGACGUCUAAUCAGCUUUCCAGCUAUUUCUCUAUAAUCCUUUGUAAUGUUUUCUUUCUUUAAAAUUCAUAUGUUUCUUCGUUUAUGAUCCAUCAAUAAAUUCAAUUCUAGUUUUCAUAAUGUCAAUAACUGUUUAAUUUUGCAAGCUUUAUAAUCAUAAAAAUUACUAGUCUAUCUUGUAUCCAUUGAAUCAAUACCUUCUUUUUGUUUUUUAAUACCUUGAAAGCA